This is a messenger RNA of Sardina pilchardus (European sardine), 2166 nucleotides long. RefSeq names its product death-associated protein kinase 2-like. Bases 273 to 1358 code for a protein of 361 amino acids. The record is from RefSeq and is a predicted model, not a curated record. NCBI's taxonomy places the organism in Eukaryota, Metazoa, Chordata, Actinopteri, Clupeiformes, Clupeidae. Gene Ontology annotation, biological process: protein phosphorylation; intracellular signal transduction; positive regulation of apoptotic process. Gene Ontology annotation, cellular component: cytoplasm; nucleus. Gene Ontology annotation, molecular function: protein serine/threonine kinase activity; ATP binding. The transcript has 13 exons.
GCGAUAACAGUGCCACCGGAUUGAUGACAAACGCCAUAGGUCUGCGCGUCAUACAUUUUACCGUUCUCGGAUCAGCUGCCAUGGAGAUCUCUCAGCACAGUAACCUCACAGAUUUCACCAAGGAUUAACAGGAAAGUGAUAGAUUAUGGAAUCCGAUCCAUGAAGAAGCUGUUACAAACAACAUCGGAUACAUUUACUGCAUUUCAGCAAUCACCAGUUACAAGUGAAUUACGUCCAUGUGGCUGGAGAGGAGAUAGCAGGAGCGGUCAGCCAUGGCUCUGAUUAAACUUCAGAAUGUGGAGGACUUUUAUGAAAUUGGAGAUAUGUUGGGCAGUGGACACUAUGGGCAGGUGCGGCUGGUGCGUGAGCUCUCGUCGGGCACCAGCUUCGCGGGCAAGUUCCUGAAGCUGCGGCGGAGCGCGAGCAGCCGGCUGGGCCUGGAGAGGAAGAGCGUGGAGCAGGAGGUGGAGAUCCUGCAGGCGCUGCAGCACUCCAGCAUCAUGGCGCUGCGCGACGUGUUCGAGAGCAAGGCCGAGGUGGUGCUCAUCGUGGAGCUGAUCAACGGAGGCGAGCUGUUUGAUUUCAUCGCUGAGAAGGAGAACCUUUCCGAGAACGAGGCGAUCGAGUUUAUGAAGCAGAUUCUAAAAGGUGUUGGGUUCAUGCACAGUAAACACAUUGCCCAUUUUGACCUCAAGCCAGAGAACAUCAUGCUUUUGGAGAAGGAGCAGGAACACCCUCACAUCAAGAUCAUAGAUUUUGGCCUUGCCCAUCGGUUCACCCCAGGGGAGGUGUACAAGAGCCUAUGUGGAACCCCACAAUAUAUAGGACCCGAGGUGAUCAACUUUGAGCCCUUGAGCACAGCAGCGGAUAUGUGGAGCCUUGGAGUGGUAACAUACAUUUUACUGAGUGGCAUGUCGCCUUUCCAAGGGGAUACUGACGAGGAGACACUAAGAAACAUAGUGGCGAUGAACUAUGAGUUUGAAGAACAGUACUUCAGUGAGACUAGUGCCAUGGCCAAAGAGUUUAUAGAGAAGCUGCUGGUCAGGGACCCAAGUGAGAGAAUGACCUCAGAUGAAUGUCUACUCCACCCCUGGAUCAAGCCUCUGACAAGGAAGCAGGCAGCCAAUAGGAGUCGUUCCUCUAUCAACAUGAAAAAUUUCAAGAAAUUCAACGCUAGGCGGAAAUGGAAGAUGUCAUAUAACAUGGUGUGGGCUUGCAAUAGACUUUGCCGCUUGCAGUUACUGUGCAAGUCAAGUGCUAAAGCUGAUGAAGAGUUGAGGGGGUGUGAGAGCGACCAGGAGGAUACAGAGACCAAGCCAGCAUCGCUAAUCCGACGUCGGCUGAGCAGCAACUCCUAAGGAUGGCCACUUGAGGGAGCCACAUGAUCUUAUAGACUAACCUUGUCUAACAGAGACUAGAUGUCUGGAUGGGAUAUCUGUGUUCACUGCGGCAAGUUCACAGGCUACAUUUUGACAGUGAUAAUUCUGUUUUUCAAUAGAGCAUAGCACUCUCGUUCACACUGAAGUUAUGGUAACCGUGUAAAUGUUGAGUUCAGUUGUGAGAUAAGAAGGAGGUUCCAUUGUUGUGCUUCUAAUUUCUGCACUGUAUUUUGGAGCACAGAGAGAUAAGUUAUUGGGUUGAGGAAUUUCACUCUGUAAAUCAACCAUAGCAGUAUUUCUGAUAGUUUGCAGGCUCUUGUUCUGCCGCUCACUGUUUCUAUCUCUCUCUUUCUAUCUCUUUCUCUCUCUCUCUUUCUCUCUUUAACACACACAGACACACACACACACACAGAGACUGUGCAAACUAUUUUAGGAGUUACUUGAAGUUAUUCCUCUUGAUAAAUGUAUUUUGUACAAGCGGAGAAGCACGCCCUUGGCAACAGCAUGGGCUUUUAAGUGAAAGCUGUUUACAUAGUUUUUGUUUUUUCUCAUACUCUCUACCUCGGUUAAAUGACAGCCUAAUGCAUCAAACCAAAGUUGAGAGUUCAGAGAGGUUUUUUAUACAAUGCAGCAUGUUUGCCCCUUGCAACAAAUAUGACUGCUUUACAAGGGCCUAAAUGAAAGUACUUAUUAAGCUGUAUCUUGUCAUUUCAAAUUUUGUUUGGAAAAAUAACCCUUCUUUGUGAGAUGUUUUUAUUAUAAUUAAAACAAACAACAAACAUUUGAA